CAGAUAACAGGCUGUGUUGCCCUCCGCUGGCCAUGCGGAACCCCGCCAUCUGGGGCCGAGGACAGACUGAGAGCGGGGAUCACCAUUGGAGGAAUUCCUGGGCACUGCUGAUGGCUUCAGGCCCUGGAUUCCUGGGGGCAGCUGGGUGUGCCUGUACUUCUGUUGACUGUACGUUAGACGGAGCCUCCACACUGUCCUGCUCCAACAGGUCCAGCCAGAUGGCACUUUCCAGUAAGGAAUGCUUUUACACCAACCAUCAACUGGAGUCUGAGCGGAACGACAGCAUGGAUGAUCCAGCUGACCAACGUACUUGCCUUAUCUGUGGAGACCGUGCCACAGGCCUGCACUAUGGCAUCAUCUCCUGUGAGGGCUGCAAGGGCUUCUUCAAGAGGAGCAUCUGCAACAAGCGUGUGUACCGCUGCAGCCGCGACAAGAACUGCGAGAUGUCACGCAAGCAGCGCAACCGCUGCCAGUACUGCCGCCUGCUCAAGUGUCUGCAGAUGGGGAUGAACCGCAAAGCAAUCAGAGAGGAUGGCAUGCCAGGAGGGAGGAACAAAAGCAUCGGGCCUGUUCAGAUCACAGAGGAGGAGAUAGAGCGGAUCAUGUCGGGGCAGGAGUUCAAGGAGGACGUCCCGGAGCACACCUGGGGCAACAACGGAGACAGUGACCACAGCUCGCCCAGCAACGGAGCGUCGGAGGGCAACCAGCCGUCCCCCGCCUCCACCCUGUCCUCCAACCGCUCUGUGGAGAUGAACGGCUACACGGCGGCCCUCAGAGACCAGUACAUCAACAACUCCAUGUCCACACACUACCAGCUUCUGCCCCACCUGUUCAGCUACGCCGCGCAGUCGGGCCUGCUGGCCCCCCAGCCCCGCAGCCUCUACCCCCAGUCCCACCCCCUGGUGCUGCAGCUGGUGGCCGCUGAAGACCUGGCCCCCCUGGCAACCCCCAUGCUCAUAGAAGACGGGUACAAAGUGACCCAGGUGGAGCUGUUCGCUCUGCUGUGCCGCCUGGCAGACGAGCUGCUCUUCCGCCAGAUCUCCUGGAUCAAGAAGCUGCCGUUCUUCUGCGAGCUCUCCAUAGAGGACUACACCUGCCUGCUGAGCUCCACCUGGCAGGAGCUCAUCCUGCUCUCCUGCCUCACCAUCUACAGCGCACAGAUCUUUGGAGACCUGGCCGACGUCACCGCCAAGUACACGCCGUCUGACGACGAGCUGCAGGGAUUCAGCGAGGACGGGAUGGAGGUGAUGGAGAGGUUGAUUUAUCUCUUCCGCAAGUUCCACCAGCUGAAGAUCAGUAAUGAGGAGUAUGCCUGCAUGAAAGCCAUCAACUUCCUCAACCAAGAUAUCCGAGGACUGUCCAACACCUCGCAGCUGGAGCAGCUCAACAAGCGCUACUGGUACGUGUGUCAGGACUACACGGAGUACAAGUACCCGCACCAGCCCAAACGCUUCCCCGAGAUUAUGAUGUGUCUCCCGGAGAUCCGCUGCAUCGCAGGGAAGCUGGUGAACGUCCCCCUGGAGCAGCUCCCCCUCCUGUUCAAAGCAGUCUUGCACUCCUGCAAAUCCAGCCUGAGCAGCUAGAGGAGCGCCCCCCCACCCUGCGGGACCGCCUCCUCCGGAAACUAGACACCCCCCCCUGACCCUCCGAGGCGAGGGACUGGUCUCCCCUCUUGUGAAUGUGACAAGCAGCUAGUUUGUUUUUUGUAACUUUUUUCUUUCUAUAUUUAUUACUCGACAGAGCUGAAUGUAUGCUGAUUUACACUGUGCACAUGCUUCUGUACAAAACAAAUGCUCGUAGAUGCAUUGGUCUUUGGAGUUUACAAGUGUGUAUCCAGUUUGCUCAAUGUGUCAGUGUUGCUAUUGUUAGAGCUAGACUUUAAAAGAGUUUAUUUUAUUCAGACGGGGGCGGAUAGACAUAUGUGACGAGUGUUUGAGAAUACCUCAGGGAAAUGUUGUUCAGGUACCUUUUCUUUCUGUUAGAUGAAGAGUUCCCUGGUCAAAAACCAAUUCCCCCAAUCAGAUACUGAGUGUCCACGGGAGCUGCAUAAUCAAAGAUUGAACCAGUGUUUAGCUUCACUGAAAAGGCAAAAGUUGAGCUUCUAUCUGCAUGGACUCAGUCAUCCUGCUCCAUGGGAGGCGGUCGUGUCAGUUUAACAUUCCAUGGGUUAAGGUGACAGUUGGAUCUGCGGGUUCUUUAUUGAAAAAAGGAGCAUACGGGUAUUUUUUACAAUCAUAGACUGGGGAUGUAAGGCUUUAUUGUGGGGAAGGGGAUUGUAGUUAGGUUUGCUGUUUUUAGUUGUAUUGUUUUCCCUUUUUGACCAAAGUGUUAUGCAAUGCUUUUUUCCCCACUGAUGGGUUGGGGGCUAAUAGCUCCACAAAAAAGAUUUCUUAUCAAUGAAGGAUCAGGAUAAGAAAUGAAUCAAUCUGUGUCAGAGGGGAGACCCCCUGCUGGGCAGACGAGCGUGUUGCCGGAUUUCAUUCUAAAUGCUGCUAAACAUGCACAAAUUCUUGUGCACACAUAUAUGCAUAGAGCAGAUGUGAUGAGAUUGUAUUUCCCUCCGAUUCUUUCAGACGGCUUGUUUUCCGUCUGCUCCCUUCAGUGCCAGGACCUUGAUGCAUUGUAGCCUCGACAAACUAUUUAGGGUUCUCUGUUGGGUUAAAGGGGAAGUUUGUGAAAUCUUGGAUUUGACUAAUUAUUCAGAACAAAGCAAAGGUCAGAGAGCCAAUGCUUGGUGUUUUGAACAGGUAGAGAUCUUCAUGGGUCAAAUAAGUCAACCUGACCUACUAGAACCAAAAUGGAAGUGACAACAAACACUUGGCGUAGAAUGCUAGCUUCUGUUAGCUCAUCCAGCUUCAAACCCAGAUUAAAAACCACUGGUCCGUUCAAAAGUCUCAUUGGGCAGUUUUAGAGGAACUUGGACUGUUUUCGGGUCUUGUCAGGUCCAAUCAAACUUUUGCACAGACCCAAGACCAGAAUCAGUUAAAGUUGGACCGGAUCCAGAUCCAAGAAGCCCUAGAACGUGUGGAGCUGAGCUUCAGGUCCGAUUGUUUAUUGGCUAAGGUUGGCCAAAAGACCAAUAACCUUAAUGAACUGUCUAAUAAAAGUUUGCAGAUGAUCAGUUUAAAGGAUGCAUCUUCUGGCAGUGUCUCACUGGGGUCGAGGUUCAGAGUUGAAGUGACUUUCCUCUGGCUUCCAUACCCUCUGUGACAGAUAUGCACAUUGUUUAAGCCAUAUAGGAAAUGGUCUUUUAUUUUUGAAGUAUGAGAUGAUAAUUUCAAGCCGCCUGAGGCGUCUCCUUGACUCCUCGGGUUCUUUGUCAUUUCAUGAUGUACGAACAAUUUGAAAUGCAUCUUUGCAUCUCUCUUUUUUUGCACAUGACGGUGGGGUUCGGAGACCUUGACCUUUGACCCUGGCCCAUGCCCGCCAUGCCAUGUUCCUCUCUCAGGUCCCUGCAGACCUGAAUCUAAACAGGGUAAAGUUAGUGUUAUGUAUUGCAUUCGGGAGUUCCUCAGUGACCAUGCUGGUGUACUUCUAGUAGAUGUAGAUGUAGGUUCCAGGACAUUGUAGGUCCUAAGUAGAAAAGUGUUCCCCCCCCCCUUCAUUCAGUGGAUGCAGUUUGAAGAUUAGACCUGCAGGGGGAGUUUUCCUCUGGGUGUGGGUGAUGGACGGAGAGGUGCCUCCUGCAGCCCCUUCUCAUCUUUUGAUUUUUAUACAGUGUCAUGUUCCUUUUUAGUUAUGAUGUUAAUGUUUUGGAUUUUUGUAGUUUUUCACAUAUUCAUUGUCUUUUGUGUGGACAGGGCAGUGAAGACAGCCCUUGUCAUUUUCUAAAUUUUGAAUGAAUGCUUAACUUUUUUUGGACAUGAUUUCUAGUAACUGAUUCCUUUGUCCACCGUAUUUUAUGAAAUGGUGAUAUACAGGCCAUGUGAGCCAUGUCUCACAUGGACUUGACAUCUUAUGUAUUUUGAAUCAUUUUACAAUGCAAAAGUGAUGCUUUGGAGCCAUCUGUGGUUCCAAACCUGAAUUAAAUUACACUAAUGUUCUACCACCUGGAUUCUAAGAGCAGCUAAGACGGGUGUGGACAAUAUUUCUCUCACUAUUUAGUCAAAUGUGCAUCAUGCAUCACACAGGCUUCUGAGGUUUAAGGGUCAUUUCACCUAAAUGACACAACGCAUUCAAUAUGUUUUCACCUUCAGGUUUAGUUUGACCUGCCAUCUUCUCUACAAAUGGAUGGUGUAUGGAAUUGAGCUUGUUUUGGGCUGGAAGCAGAAACUGGCAGACCAACACCUCCAAAUCUAACCGCCAGGUUAAACUGCCGGUAAGUGAGAAAGUAUUUGAGUGUCCAUGUCUUUUGUUGAAUUGAACCUAAAAACCACAUAAUCUCAGGGAUAUCUUCUUUAUGUAAAAGAAAGUCUGUGCGAUGCGAUGUAUCUUCAAAACAGAACCAGCUCCCCCAGACAUCCUCCUCCACUGUUGGGAAUACGGCUUCAGUUUAGUUUCAAAAGUUGAAAUAAAUAUCAGGUGUUGGUGUCAGACUGUGAGAGCUGCCACUGUGGCUUCACGCUGUAGCAGGGUGGUCACUUCAUCUCAAAGUAACUGUAGGAAUGCUGACCAUCAGAGUGCUGAGAUCUGACAGUGGAAGAGGAUAUGGAGGGGGGUCUUUCUUUAAUGUACAGCUGUGACUUCCUACCUGUCAUAUUUUGAAACACGUGCUGAAGAAGUCUUCUUUUUUAUUUUCUGUAUUGUUUUUUGCAGUCGAGGGAUAUGUCCUUUGCAAUUUAUCUACUGAAACUACCUCUUUAUUUGUCAUCAUGUUACUUACUUUCAAAUAGAUGCAUUUGUUGUCUUAUUUAUUGGUUUCAUUGCACCAAUGUUCUAUUAUUGCUGUCUCUUUUGUCCACACAGUGACCUCUCAGAUGAAUGAAACGCUCGGAUACCUGUUUUCUUAAUGUUUAUUUUUUGUAAUGUGUAAACAUGUUGCCUCAUAAUCCUCUCUACCUCAGAUUGGCCUGCUGUCAGCAGCUUUAUCUCCUCUGACCUCUGGCUGUCUCUCAUCCUCUACCUCUCCUCUCUUUUUUCAUUCAUUUCAUGUCAAAUUAGCGUCAUCUUUAUUUCACUUUAGCCCUGUUAAUCGUAAGUCCAAUACCAAUGAUGAAAGAAUGACUGUCAGUGUUCUGAUGAAGCAUGGCAUAAUGCAUUCUUGUUGCAGCAACCAGUGCUUUAUUUUGUGUUGACUUUUUCCGAAAACGCCUUGGUACCCUGUGAAUGGCUGUUAUUCCUCUGUGCUCCAUGAUUGUUCAUUGGUAAGAAAAACAUGGAGUGCUAGCUGUUUCAUAUCAGACUCGGUCAAUGCAGCUAGUGCGGGAUCAUCCACCGUGUUUACGCGCCUCGCUCGCUGCGGCACGGGACUACAGAUAACCGUCUUAUCUCUGGGGUUGGACAUGGAUGGCUUUUGAACAAAUGCUGCCAGCCUAAAUGACUGAUGUGUGACGUCAUGACUCCCAACUAUUGUAAUAAUCUUCCCAACAUUCUGGGUCAGAUUUGCAUUUUUGCAAAGAUAAGAUGCAGGUUGUAAAGGAGCACGUUAAAGGCAUACUUCAACCCUAAAAUGACAGUCUCUGUCAAUGACCCGCCCCCUGUUACCUUGCAUUGAUGAAGAAAGUCUCUCACAUGCCUCCACUGUGAAGGAAAAAGCCAGUCUUGAUGAAUGAAAGUAAAUAGGGUAAGAGCUGAAUUCAACAACAGCCUAACAAACAAGUACAUUAUUUUAAUCAAUUUAUUUGGCUGCUGAGGUCAGGGAGGACCCAUCAUCCAGCUGUCCUAUAACAGGCCAGUUCGGCAAAGCCACAUGUCCAGCCCCCCCACGUCAGAACUGUCAGAAACCUGAGAAGAGGAGCUCUGCAGCACUCGGUUACAGAAAGAGCUUGUCAUUGUUGAAUGUUUCGAUACGAAGUCAUGACAUUCAUAAUGUUCAGCAACAAGCAUUUAGUUGCUGCAUACUAUCACAGCUCUUACUAUGACCAUGCGCUCCAAAGCUCCUCUGUUCAGACCCUGCUGUCAGGUCUGAGCCCCCUGCCCCGCUGGAGUCCAGCGGGGCAGCAGCACACGAGGAGAGAGGGUGGGAGAAGUCAAGAACAAUCGUGACAUAUCUCAGGGAAGAAAGAGAUUCACACACCGUCAUCACCUGUGAACAGACAAUUGAAAUGCUUUUCUCUUCAGAAAUCUCUUGUCUGCUAUUGUUACUUUAACUACCUGUUAAGAAUGUGAUCCAUUACGUAUUAAAAGCAUGUUUAGAAUGUGUUAGAACUUGAAACCAAAUAAAUGUGGACGUUAUGCAAAUGUA
Molecule: messenger RNA, 6343 nt
Organism: Gymnodraco acuticeps
Lineage: Eukaryota; Metazoa; Chordata; Actinopteri; Perciformes; Bathydraconidae
Product: nuclear receptor subfamily 6 group A member 1-A-like
Exons: 10
Coding region: 33-1583 (516 amino acids)
Biological process (GO): regulation of DNA-templated transcription
Molecular function (GO): zinc ion binding; DNA-binding transcription factor activity; sequence-specific DNA binding
Source: RefSeq, a predicted model, not a curated record